Messenger RNA from Vavraia culicis subsp. floridensis, 3094 nucleotides. RefSeq lists its product as uncharacterized. The coding region runs from base 1 to 2829 and encodes 942 amino acids. The transcript has a single exon. NCBI's taxonomy places the organism in Eukaryota, Fungi, Microsporidia, Pleistophoridae. The record is from RefSeq and is a predicted model, not a curated record.
AUGCUUGCUGGUGCAAGAAAAGAAUUGAACAUAAUCAUGGGAUACAUUUUGAAGUUUUGUAGCUCUGGCGAGUUGCAGGAAAGUAACCAUUUGAUAUGUAGAGAUUUGAAGGAGACCAGGUUAGAAGCAAUUGCUAUGAAUUCGGGAGCAGCGCACCAUUUGGUGAGUGUAUACGAUUACGAUGCCGUGAGAGAUGAACUUGGCGUUUUUCAUGCCUGUGACAGGCGAACAGGUGCCGUGUGUUGCAGCGGAGAGGACAAACAUGCUGAGAGCGUUAGUUUGGAAAUAGCGCGGAUGGACCGACGUGCAAAUUACAGAGUGAUAGAACUGCCGGUAACACGUGCCCUGUACUCCAAGCUGCAAAAACUGACACAUGCAAAUUUAGAUGUGGAUCUAACCGAUAUUGAAGUGUACCAUACUUUGAUGUGCCUGCUAUUCUGCUGGGAUGAGCCCGAGGUUAUCGCAUUUGUGAUCUGCAGCCAUUUCCAGAGCAACCCGAGUUCGUACCAACGGUUACUGGCAUACGACGCAGAGAGGAACAGAUGCGGAGGGAGUGGUGCUCAGGCUUGCACGUUAUCACAGGCUCUUUUGCACUUAGGAACGGUAAUACGCUCAGGCAUAAGCUUUCACCUAGCAAGCAGCGAAUUUUUUAGCGAAACCGCUUUCUCAGGACAUCAUGACAACAAGAAGGCACUAUCAAUGCGGCUGCUGCUGCAUGAGUUGCAGGUCGGUGUUUUUAUCAAUUUUCUGUUCAUGAGCAGCGCAUUCUUAGCUGCCAAUGACAGACUGCUAGCUGAGAAAUUUAAUUACGAUGAGGACGUGUCGCGAUUGGAGGUGCAAAUUAAUUUUUUGGAACAAUCACAGUGCUGUGACGGUGAAGCAGAUUCAAAAGCGGUGCUGCAACAAAGACUGGCGGGUGUGGCAGACUCAAAAUUUCUAAAACUCAGAAAUGUGGUCAGAAUUGUCCUGAACCUUGGCACAAUCGAUUUUAUGCCUCAAUUCAACUGCUUAACAGGUUUAACCAACAAGCUCUCUGUGCGGUAUUUUCAUCCCAGAGAGCGCUGUUACAGCGCUAUCCCAUCAACUCUGCCCGAAGUAGAAGUAUCGUUUACAUCCAGCAUAUCGCAAGGCUGCACAUGCUAUCUGUCAAACAAUUUAACCGUGCUGACCAUUUCUAACGCAAUGAUCAGCCACAACCUCUCCUUUGAGCCCAACAUGCGCGUUCUGAGACUCAAAAACACGAGAAUAUGUGACGGACAGUGUAUCGUUCUGAACACGCAGCUGAAAUUAGCAGAAUUUGUGGAUGUUAACGGUUCUAUCAGUCCCUGCGGAAACGGAUGCUGCGGCACGGUUUGCCUGGAUCAAUCACUCGGUGGCAGUUUUUCUUACGAGGUCGAUGAAGCGAACAGCAAAGUGAAAUUAAGCAUCACCAGUGCUAUAGCAGAUGGUGUUGAGCUUGAGCACAAUGUUACGGAUAUCGUUUUGGACUGUGUUACAGUAAACGAAGAGGAAGUGCUUACACUGAACAGCGGCUUCACCAGCUUAUCGAUUCACGGCUGCACAGGCCGAAUUAACUUUUUAGGAUUUAUGAACCUUGCCGAGUUACCCUUUGCGCAGGAUGUUGGCUUCGAUUACAGCGUUGAUGAAGGAGAGGGAUCGGCAUUGGUGGUGAUUGAUGGACUAGAACUCGAUUGUGACACGGAAAUGAAUCUGCAAAUUACUUGUACAGAGCUUGUGGAUGUUAGGACAGGCACCCACUGUCUGUUCAUUGAAUGCCAAAAUUAUCCGUGCCGAUUGAGCUUGCAAUCAUGUACGGGCAAAUUCGUUCUGGCAGGAGCAAGGUCUCUCGAAAGGUUGAGCAUCGUUUUAAAUGACCAGGACAAUUUUAUUCUUGAUUUUGAGGAGGAUCUAUCGAUGCUUAGGCACUUGAGCCUCUCAUACCACAGUAUACACGAGAAACUGAUAGAAAGAAUCUUACGGCUCGGGGUACGCCUUGAGGAGCUGGUAAUACAUUGCUCUGAUCCGGAUUAUGCUGAGCAUCAUUCCAAUCUUGGUGCAGAUGAAGCGCCCUUGGGAGAACAAGAAGAAACUUUAGAUGGGAUGGAAAUCGGCAAUGACCAGCACGAAGUAACUCAAUCACCCGAUAAUAUGGGGAAGAGAGUCUCAGAUGAUGGGCAAAAUGUGCUCUUUAGACAUUUUAUGGAGAAUACUUCCGUACAAAGAACCUUGAGAUCGUUAGAGGUGACAGGCUUCGGAGUUGCUGUGUUUGGCUGUGAAACACUGAGUUGCUUUCUAAAUCUGAGUGAGCUGCACAUUUCGUUCUACUCGCGUGAUCUCAAUUUUAUUUUGGAGAGUCUACCCGUAAAGAUUAGCUCUUUAACUGCGGUCUGUAGAACCGGAUGUUAUGGCGGACAUCAAAGUAUGAACAUAAGCGCGAGAGCCUGUAUGAAAUUGAAAGGACAUCCUAUGCUGAGAGUCCUGCAUAUCAACGGUUGUUCUAUCGGUAAUAUCGAGGUGCUGCUAGAGAAUUUACCAAUGCAGCUCGAGUCGCUAUCACUCACUUUGAGCAGAUCAAAAUAUGGAAGUAAUGGAAAGAGCCUGUCGAAGGUUUGUCUAGUUGAACUUAUUUUGAAUUUCUCCGAUUGGUGUCCUUCUGGUUUACUACCUGGUGAGAUGGACAAGCACAAGGAACUUGAAGAGCUUCUGAUCUUUUUUUCAAACUAUGUUCAUCUUACGUGUGCCAAGACCGUGGUGUGCGCUUAUAAUGGUCAAGGCUAUGACAUCGACCUGAACAAAUUUAAUUUUUUUAAUGGAUGCAGCCAAGCGUAAAAUGGCGAUGCUUACAGCGAUUGAAACAACUGUUACUCUGAGGAAGAUGCCUGUGAUUAUUUGGUAAUGAUGCUUUGCACAGAGUCUAUCACGACUUAUGUGCUGAGGUCGUUCUACGGCUGCAGCAUACCUUUUUGCUGUGCUAGGUUGCUGCACGGGUCUCUUCAUCAAACAAAGAGCAGCCGUGGUCAGUCCCAGCAAACCAAAAAAGCAGUUUUCUCGGAUAUCGUUGCUAUGUGAGGAUAUAAAUAAAUGAUUGAGUGAU